AUGUUGGUAGUGGACACCACGCCCCAGCCGUCACACACAGGAACGGAUAUUUCACUAGAGUCAGUGAUAGCCACUGAAAUCAGGAUAGAAGCUUGCCUAAUCGACUGAAUAAGAAUAAAUAUCAAAUGAUGUAUGGAUAUUAUUUUCCUCAACAUCAUCCAUUAACUUAAGAAAAGGCGUAGAAACGUUGAUCAGAGCAAGAUCUUUAUUCGUAGUGGGCAUGGCAAUGAACUUGCUCCUUCUGGCUCUCAGUUGAUCAGUUUGAGCGUUUUUGGCUACCAUUAUUAAUUUUUGAGUUUCAUGACGUUUUUGUUUUUUCUAAAAGUUCUGAAAAAAAUUUUUCUAAAAGUUCCCCUGGUUAAGCCUAUAAUUUUUUAACUUUUUUUAAGCCACUUUUUUUUUAAAAAUUUUGUUCUUUCCACCAAUCUCACAAAUUUGUGAAAUAGAAAUAGUUUUUGUGUAGGGGAAAACCAUUACUUAACGCAGGCCACGCCCCUGGGCUCUUUUUGCUUGGAGCUCCUGUUGGCCCUUAAAUUUUCAUUCUUUUCUUUUCGUUUUUUUUUGUCAUGGGGUUAUUUUUUGACUUCUUUUCUCAAUCAUUGACGACCAAGAUACACGAAAUUUCGAUUUCAAUGUUUUUUUUUCACUUUUUUAUUUUCUUUUUUUCUUGUUGAAAAUGCGUUUUCGCUGGCAGGUGCAAAGUUAUUCAACUUCACAGAUAUCGAAUAUUUCCCAUAUUCGCCGAAAAAAGCCAUUCAUUUGGAAAACCUUUUUCAAAGUUUCAGGAGGCUUUGGAUGUCGUCGUCGGAGUCAGAAGACGUGCAGCACGUCUUCCGUCGGUCUCUCAGGUUUCUUUUCCCAUGUCAUUUAUUUCCUCGCCUUUCCACUUACAAAUUACUCGAAAAAAGCUUUUUUUCACUGGAGUUCAUCAAAACCGGAGCCAUAGCCAUUGAAUUUCAAACCAAAAUGUCAAAAUGUUUUAUUUCUCACACAAAAGUACAAAAUUCAUUAAUUGAACGGAAAAAAGUUUUUAAUUUUUGAGAGGCAUGUGAAAAUUUCAGUGUUGAGAAAAAAAGUAAUAAAAAUUAAGAACCUGUACAGAAUAACAAAAGUUCUCAUUUGAUACAGUUACCUUUUAAGGAAAUAUUGGGAAGCUUGUUCUGAAGUGGUGUGCCAACAACAUUAAUACAUUCUUUAUUAUUUUCUUCUUUUAGACAAACCCAACGUCUUGAAAUAUUUUGGACAAACAGCGGUUCACUUACUUCCUCGCCCUUGUGACUAUAUUUAGAACAACGUUCGAAGCUUCCGAAGGCAAAAAUGAGAAGGAAAAGUACGAAGCUUAAUUAAAACGACGCGAAAGACUAGAAGAGAGGAAGGCCGUGAAAAAAGUCAUAAAAAAUAAACAUUUCUAUCAAUUUUUACCUACACUUCGAGUGCCAUUUGAAAAUGAAAUCUCUUCCCGAGAAUUUUUCAAAUUUUCUGAUUUAAAGUUUGAUUGAAAAAAAUUCCUCUCGAGGCUUGACGUAAUCACUAAUUCAAUCCGAAAUUUAAAAAAAUUAUAUAUUCAUUUAAGUUUCAUUCAGAAUGCAUUCGUACGGAAACUUGUAACAAGAAGCCCUAAUAAUAGCUUCGGAAGAAUAUGAGAAAAUCUCAGAGUUAUAAAACAAAGAAAUGAUGCGCGAUGAGCCGUAAAAAGCCUUUUAGGCAACAGGCCUAGAAGUAAGAAAAUUCAUUGGAUUUUUGCCAGAAAAAGUUUGGGGGACUCUUUUUGUGUGGACGAAUUUUAAUGUUUCACCAGAUUUUUCCCUGUUUGUAUAGAGUAUAAUGCAAAAUCUUUGUACGAGGAAGUAUGAAAAGUUCUUUCGUAUAAUCUAAAAUCUCGAUAUAAAAACUCUUGUGGGAAUAUAAUUACGUUGAGGUGCACUAAAUAUGCAUUUUUUUUUCACAUCUUCAGAGACAUAAUCGUAUUUUCAAAGCGACGAACACGCAUAAAUAUAACCAGCUCUUCUCGAAAACAUAAAAUUUGUGUCAUAAAUUUCAGUUUCCUUUAAAUUUGUUGUUUUUUUGUCGCCAAGAAUUGUCAGAGCCACUCGUGACAAGCUGUCAUUAACAUAUGGCACGAGAACCCACAAGCAAGGAAUUCGAAUUAUUUCCAAUGAUUUUCCUUCCUACGCACUCAGGCUUCUUCGAACUUCUUUUUUUAUAUUUCCUACUGAUAAACUAGAUACUGAAUCAUAACAGUUUGUUCGAAAAGCAGCGUUUGAAGAUGCUGAAAAGUCUUAACAAAAGCAAAAGCGGAAGCCCUUAUGAAAUUGAAUAACUGAGUAUGGUCCAUAAUGUAAUGCAGAUCGGCGGAUUAUCUAUAGAGUUCAAACAAGUUUUCGCAUGUCAUUUCGCUGCUCGACUUUUUGUCUCAUCACAUUAAAUUCUUAUUUCUUUAGAGAAACUUUUCUUGAACUUUACCGAACUAUAUAUUGCACGUAAGAGACCUUUUUUUCAAUGUGGCCGUUUUUCAACUUGAAUUUUCCGGAGUUUAGAUGACUUACACAGUGUUUUUCAAUUUUUUUAUCAAAGUUAUAUUUAAUAAAUAUUGAUAAACAGUUUGUAAAAUUGAAAGUUAUUUCUAUUAAGAAAACAAUAUUUUUGGUCAUCUCCACUUAAGUUUGGUCUUUUGAAGAAGAAAAAAAAAAUUAAAACAAGCGAAGGAGAGAUGAAAAGUUUGGAUGUGGCCAGUUUUUCUAACUCUUCUAUAAAUAACGCUGUUUUUCUGUUCUCCAUGCUCAAAUUUAUAUGACAGAUUUUGCGGCCCGCCACUAUAAUUUUAGUUUUCUUAGCAACCCAGUUUUAUAAUUUUAAGCGAAGAUUUAUGAAUGUUUUCGAAAGCUCUCAUUUCCUCUGGGGCGUGUCUUCGGUUUCUUAAUGUAUUCCACGUAUUUUAAUGGCAAAAAGGGUUGAGCCUCGAAAUUUAUAUCCAUUCACGAAAAGAGGAGAUUCUUGAAUGAAUUUCGCGUUUCUCAGCACGAGAACGACGUCGAAGGAACGGCUGCCGUUGCGGCGUCAGCGUCCGUCGACGCUCCACGUCCGACGUCAUCGCUCCACCGCCAUUCCCACCGUCCGUUCUCCUUUUUUCGAAUUAUCUGCAAAACGUUUUUUCAUAGAUCGGAAAACUGUUUUAUUUAUUAAUCUGUAUCAAUGAAAUAUUAACUGAAUUUAGGUUUCCAGAAACUUUUUUCAGGAAAUAAACCCUAGCAAAAAAAACCAAUUGUAGUUCUGAAGGUUUUCUUGGCUAGACUGAGAAUAUAAUUUUCUUUUCUUUUUUUUUCGUUUUGAAACAGCGGACACUUCGAACGGACACGUGCGUUCAUGCUUAUGCAUUUAUGGAUACUCUUUGUGACAAAUUAAUUUCCUCCCCCUUACGAAUUUUUCUCAAUAUUCAAAGUUGCACCCAAAAUAUCUUUUCUCUUGUCGUCCGUUGGCAAAGAAGAAUCGGUUGAGGUGCGGCUGGAGGAGUCGCGGGAGGUUGAAGUAUCCGGAAGCAACGACGAGUCUGCGGACCGGCUGCGCGUCGAGCCGUACGUCAGCCGCAGCAUCUCUCCGCUCGGCCGUUCCCACGUUCGGUGAGUCUCCCUUACUCAGGUGCAAACAGCGGCCAAAACGAUCAGUUUGAUCUUUCUUCAACCGUGCUCUGAGAUUUAAGAAAUAGAUAUUCGGCUUGGAAACUUCUUGAGCUGUCCGUUCAAAUUUCAGCCUCUCUUUUUUGAGUCAAUAGAGUUUCUUUUUUAAAAGAGCUAUAUCCAAACUAUCGAAAGAAAUUUUUAUCGGCUUCUAUGUUUCUCAUGACCGAUAUUUGGCCUAAUUCUGAUGACCAGAAUCAUUUUUAUAUGCCUUUUAUUUUUUGAACAUAUCAACGCUCUUAAUUCUAUCAGAAAUAUUUAUGUUCCGAUCACUGCGCUGGUGAGAGAAUAUAGAUCGCAGACACACCAGACUCGUUCAAGUAGUGAAGUAUGAGCAAGACAUUUCGCAUUCAAAUUUUUCUUUUAGAGUGAAUUACUCAUUUUUCUUUCGUUUUCGGCACAAAAAUGUUAUUUUUUGUGACGAAUGCUCGACUUCAACUCCUAUUCUCUUCAUUUUGACAACGGUCUCAGAGCCUUCCAUCGGAUUUUCACGGACUUUUUCUGUUCAUCUCGCGUGUAGAAGCGAGGGCGUGGCUGAUUAAUCCUCACGCUCUUAGUGACAAAGACCGGAUACAUGACAAGGAUCGGAUUGGAGCUUUCAGAUUCCAAAUUGCACUUUCACUAUCACAAUCAAGCUUUUUACUAAUCUUUUAUUGAUGUUUACCUUUUUCCAAUUUUUUUCAAUAUCCAGAUUUCAAAUUGACGUUAGAUAUUCAGACGAGGCGAGGUACUGGCGAUGCUCAACCGCAUUUGGAAAAGCGACGAAUGUACCAAAAGGGGCUCAGUUCAAAAGAUGAAAGCCCUCGAUAUCCCUGUGUGAGUUUCUUUGAAUAUAAACAUUUUCAAUUCAUUCAUGAGUGUAGCGAGCUUUUAACAGUACCUUUUUUAUUUUUCUGGUCGCAGAAGAAACAAUUGAAGCCAUUCCAUGUGCGACCGAGGCGGUUGGAGCUCAAUUGGUCCAAUUUAAAAUUGUGAAUAACAUCGACACGUAGUUAAGGGCUCAAAUUUUCUCGAGGUUUCAGAAAUGCUUGGCAACCCUGAACUUGAUACAACUGAAGUCACUAGAGAGAGUCUAUUUGAAACGCUCGAAAUCCUAGGCCUAAAGGCUUUAUCUUACAGAAAAAGAUACGCAUUGAUUAUCAAAAAUAACUGAAAAUUGGAGUCUUUUAUGUCCUUUUCCGCCGUUCCUUAUUUUUUUUUUUGACGCGUGCGUCACAUCGAAAAACUUGCUGGGAAAAUUUGUCGUCAUAAUUCCUUCAACGUCGAUCUCGUUGAGAAUGUCUGCAGCGGAAAGCGCUUGUGCGUGGUGAGAAAAAAAAUCCAAAAAUUUAAGCUGAGAUAUCGAAAAACGAGGACAACAGGAAGUGGAUUUUAUUGAUUUCAAAUGGGAUAUAUCUUCAAAAAGAGCUCUAAAAAUUGUUUCAAUGUUGGUUCAGGCCCAUCUUCAUUACUUUUUCCACAACUUAAAAAAUUUAGAGAACUAUAUAAGUUUCAUCGCUUAUUAUUGCCUUUGUUUUUGAAAAAAGUGGGACCCAUCUUCCAAAAAAACAAAAAUCUUCUCCUAAUUACUGGCCCCUUUUGAAAGCAGCCUUCCGAAAAUCAGCUUUCUCACCUGAGCAAAAUACCUUCCAUGACGCCAUUUUUUCUCGUUUCUGGGCUCCUACUCAUGCCCAAUCCAAUUUGAUGGCAGUUCGGUCCGAUGAAUCCCUCUUAUUUUGAAAAUCUGCUCUUCAUUCGACAGAAUGCUCUCGGCUUUACGUAACUUGGCUCGGCGGUCAGUUUCUGAACAAAUAUUCCAAUUGAAUAUAAAGAAAGAAAACGAAAGAGUUCUGGAAAGCCCUGAAAUGUUUGGCAUUCAUACUCGAUCAUUCCAGUCUCGACAUUUUUCGUCGCAUUGGAAUGGCUCAAAGCGUCGCGGUCGCUCUUAGAAUCGUAUCAUGCGUUUUUAAGUUCAAAAACUUGUCUUAUACUUAUCGCGAUCCUCCGUUGCGUCAUUAUGAACUUUUACUGACCAAGUUCUUCAUCGAUCUUAAAAAUUCAAAAACAUCAUAAAAGAGAAAAAAAUUUUUUUCUGAAUUUUGCGGUUUUUUUAUUGGAAAAAGUUGUUCAUAAUUUUAUGAAAUUGAUGUAGUACUUUAUGAUAAAGGUCUUUUUCAAUAUUCAUUUCAAACAUCAGAAUAAAACUAUAUAAACCUUGUUUUUGCUAAAAUUUUGGAACGUUUGAAGAACACAGCACGUGCGGUUGACGGCAUUAAUAUUUUUGUUUGGGUAGGAGAAAAAAAAGUUCUUGAAAGAAAUCGUUGAAACACGAAAAGUUGUGAGUCGAUCGAGAAACGUCAAGGGCCUGUUUUCCUGCCCUCUUAUUUCCUGACUCCGCCCCUUUUUUGUCCAUCUUCAGCUCAUUUUUUCGCUUUUUUACAGCUUGCGCCUUUGAAUGCUCCGCGUUUUGUAAGUUCUUUCUCUCAUUCUGAAAAAUUUUUUUUUCAAAUUAAAAAUCAAUAUAGAUUCCUUUUUGAAUGUAAUCCCUGACUUUUUUUGGAGUUUCAUCAGAAUAAGAUUUUGAAUCUCUGGAUAUAAAUGAGAAGUUACUGAAAUUGUUUACUUCCUUUUUUGUCUCCAUCAUAUUUAAUAAUGAUUGAUUGGAAAUAAUCGUGGAUCUUUCAUUAUUAACGAUGAAUAUUAUCGAAGAGAAAUCUGGCAAGAACUAAAAUUUGUUGGAUGUUUUGGUGGACCUGCUUUGAACAUUACGGAUUACAAGCAGGUCCGCACACAAGUCAAUAGUACCUAUAUUAUCGAGUUGAAGAGAGAUACAACAGUAGUUUGAUGGCAGUUUCGACUUUCUUUUUUCAGCGAACCGCUGACGAGGCAGCUCUCGCUUUCUGACACCAACGUCACACCGAACGUUCUUCCCGUUCGCGUCAACCGUCUCUGUCUGUCUGCGCGUCAGAAAAAGCUUCUCAAGGCACUCGCAAAUUAAUUAAUCAUAUGAUAAUAUUUUAACAGAAUUCUUUCAACACUCUCAAUUCUGGCGGAACCUUCAUGAAAUUAAUGGAACAAAUAUUUCGACGGCUCGAGUGUAAAUUCCCCGACAUGAGGUGUGUCAGUCCGUCCUCUGAUCAACAGACGUCAAAAAAAUUGGAGCAGGAAAAAAAAGGAAAAAAAAGAGAUCAGUAGCGAAAGAACUGAGUUGACAGUACUUCUUAGGAGUUAUAAUCACGUUUCAGAUAAAUUCACGAGAGAAAAUAGGAUUCGAGUCUACCAUUCCAAUUCGAAAUUAGGUUUAAAGACGACCUAAAACACUGAGAAAGGACUAUCACACCAGAUAAAGUUUUCUCAAAAUCGAAAGAAAAAUUGUACUACCUAUUGCUUUUGAAAACAUUUGAAAAUUCCAGAGAUAUCGUGGUGAUUCUGUUAAUAAACUCGCUAAAGUACAUUUUGAUGAAAGCACUUUGAAAUUCUAAGCUUCAGGUCGAUAUUUUUGACGACGGCUUUCGUGAAUUCUUUGUCGAGGGAGCGUAGUUCGCCGACUCUGGUGAGAACCGAGCAUGACCACUGCAAGUGCAUGGUGGGCAUCUUCGAGCGGAUCGUCGAAAAUCUCGACCAGGUCGACGAGCAACUCGCCAUGGUCCGGCAAUACGGUCAGAAACACGCUCAGGUAUUCCUUCAUCUUCUUUUUUCUCAGAAAAAAACAAGAAUUAAGAUGGCCGAGAGCGGAUUCUUCAGGCGCCAUGAUAGAACAGUUCGGCGAAAUCGCCGUUUCUGUCAUUGCCGCUCAAGUGAACUUUUCCUAUCAAGUUUUAUUGAACAAAAACUUUUGACUUCAGGACGUCGUCAAGUUCAAUCACGAAUCCAUUAAAGCUUGGCGGCUACUGUUGGCGUCUGUUACGGAUGAAAUGAAAGUGAGGAGAUGAUAUAAAAAGUUUCGUGUUGAUAUUUAUUUUUUAGGUUGGUUACGAUAGAACGUCAAAAAUUAAAGAACGACGAGGAAGUUGUUCAAACCGCUCCGUUUGUCUUUCCACGACAUGA
Molecule: messenger RNA, 7700 nt
Organism: Caenorhabditis auriculariae
Lineage: Eukaryota; Metazoa; Nematoda; Chromadorea; Rhabditida; Rhabditidae
Source: the annotation of a GenBank genome assembly